Limanda limanda (common dab) is the source of this 1233-nucleotide messenger RNA. It is a transcript of the gene trhra, whose product is annotated as thyrotropin-releasing hormone receptor a. The record is from RefSeq and is a predicted model, not a curated record. Gene Ontology annotation, biological process: phospholipase C-activating G protein-coupled receptor signaling pathway. Gene Ontology annotation, molecular function: thyrotropin-releasing hormone receptor activity. The coding region runs from base 1 to 1233 and encodes 410 amino acids. Gene Ontology annotation, cellular component: membrane. Lineage: Eukaryota; Metazoa; Chordata; Actinopteri; Pleuronectiformes; Pleuronectidae. The transcript is spliced from 2 exons.
AUGGCAAACCUCACCAUGGAGAACAUGACCGUGCUGAAUGACACGACGGUGCAGGGCAAUCACACCUUGGGCCCAUGGACUGACUACACUGUAGAGUACAAGGCGCUCAGUGUGUUCCUGGUGUGCCUCAUAUGCGGGGUGGGCAUCGUGGGGAACGUGAUGGUCAUCCUGGUGGUGCUGACCACCAAACACAUGCGCACGCCCACCAACUGCUACCUGGUGAGCCUGGCCGUGGCCGACCUGAUGGUGCUGACGGCCGCCGGGCUGCCCAACAUCACCGACGCCCUGUACGGUCAGUGGGUGUACGGGUACGUAGGGUGCCUGGGGAUCACCUACUUGCAGUACCUGGGGAUCAACGCGUCCUCCUGCUCCAUCACCGCCUUCACCGUGGAGCGCUACAUCGCCAUCUGCCACCCCAUCAAGGCGCAGUUCCUGUGCACCUUGUCCCGGGCGAAGAGGAUCAUCCUGCUGGUGUGGGCGCUCACCUCCGUCUACUGCGUCAUGUGGCUCUUCCUGUCGGACACCAAAGAGUUGGUGUACGACAACGCGGUGCUUCUCAGCUGCGCCUACAAAGUGUCCAGGAGCCACUACCUGCCCAUUUACUUCACGGAUUUCGCGGCGUUCUACGUGCUGCCCCUCAUGCUGGCCACGGUCCUGUACGGGCUGAUCGCCAGGAUCCUGUUCCUGAACCCGCUGCCGUCCGACACCAAGGACAAAGGCAGCACCAAGAAGUGGAAGAGGGAGAUGAGCCAGGGAGGGAGGAUGAUCAGCUCCGGCAGCUCCAGCAGCACCACUGCGGCCUCCCGCAGACAGGUGACCAAGAUGCUGGCUGUGGUGGUGAUCCUCUUCGCCUUGCUGUGGAUGCCCUACCGGACCUUGGUGGUGGUCAACUCUUUCCUGGACAACGCCUACCUGGACACCUGGUUCCUGCUCUUCUGUCGUCUCUGCAUCUACUUAAAUAGUGCCAUCAACCCGGUCAUCUACAAUGCCAUGUCCCAGAAAUUCCGUGCCGCUUUCAAGAAGCUGUGUCACUGCGGCACCCAGCGCAUGGAGAAACCAGCCUCUUACAGUGUGGCACUCACCUACAGUGUCAUCAAGGAGACGUCCAACGGUGAAAGUCCCGACCACUUCACUACAGAAAUGGACGCGUUCAACACACCAGCAGAUCAGUACCGACCCACCAAGAGGAUACCGUAUGAGGAGCCUUCCCCUGGGGGCGAUGUCAAAGUAUGA